This is a messenger RNA of Cajanus cajan (pigeon pea), 1545 nucleotides long. RefSeq lists its product as uncharacterized. The record is from RefSeq and is a predicted model, not a curated record. Gene Ontology annotation, molecular function: acyltransferase activity, transferring groups other than amino-acyl groups. NCBI's taxonomy places the organism in Eukaryota, Viridiplantae, Streptophyta, Magnoliopsida, Fabales, Fabaceae.
UUAGACUAUUAGAGUUCUAGUUGCCUUUAGUUCUGUUUUUUUCCCCUAUAGUUUGGGCUUAAAUUUAAGGUUUAUUUGUGGCCACAAUUUGUUAGUUUACUUUAUUUUGGGCUUGUUUUCGGCCUCUUUCAAUUAAAUCCCUAUCUGUUAAUUUUUAAUUUAAGGCUUAUAUGGCUCCGUUCAGUUCAAGUCUAUUUUUUAAGGUUUAAUUUAAGGUUCUUUUAGUUCUUGAUUUUUAAUUUAGGGUUUAUUUCUGACCGCUUCGGUAUAAGUGAUCUAUAUUUUUUAUUUUUGGCUUAAUUUUGGCCCUUUUCAAUUUUAACCCAAGUUUUUAAUUUAGGGCCGAUUUCUGGUCCCCUUUAGUUCACGUCUAUAUGUUUUAUAUUCUGGCUUUAUCUUUGGCCACUUUCAGUUUAAUUUAGUUCUUCAAUAUAAGCCUAAAAUUUUAAUCUAGGUCAUAGUAUCAAGUGUAAUUUAAAUUUUUAAAUUUUAAUUAAUGGCUUAUUUGUAUGAAUCGCAGUUUAUACUUUCUGUUUUCUUUAACUUUAAAUAUAACCACUAAAUUUUAAGUACCUUUUUUUUUUCUCCUUAGUAGUUUUGCAUCAUUUGCUCGAAUCUUCAUAAAGCCCAAUUGUAGUUGUAUUAAGUCAACUCCAAUGUAGUUUUAGUGAAGCCUGUUGUUUUGUUUUAGAUGUGUAAUUUAACCGGUUAAGUGUUAAAUAAUUGUACCUAAACUCUAUCAUCAAUAUAAAUGAUAUAGAUUUACCAACUAUGAUCAGCUUUGUUGUAGUGGUGCCCACAAAUGAGUUUAUAAUAAUAAUUAGGCGUGAGGAGGCAAAAGAAUUGAGAUUUGAGGAAGAUGGCAAAGGUGGAUCUCUCAAAGAUUAGUCUCCGGCCAUUCAAGAUAAGUGACGUUGACGAUUUCUUGUUAUGGGCAGGGGAUGAUCGAGUGACUCGAAACCUCCGAUGGAAGACGUGUGGUUCGAGGGAAGAGGCUCUGACCUUCAUAAGGGACGUUUGCAUACCUCACCCUUGGCGUCGCUCAAUCUGUCUCCAUCACCGUUCCAUAGGCUUUGUUUCGGUUUAUCCAUGGUCAGGUGAUGAUAGCUGCAAGGCUGAUAUAGGCUAUGCUAUUGCCACCAACUACUGGGGCCAAGGAAUAGCCACCAAAACUCUCAAAAUGGCAGUGCCUCAAGUGUUUAAGGACCUACCCCAUUUGCUAAGGCUCCAGGCUUUUGUUGAUGUUGAGAAUAGGGCUUCUCAAAGGGUGUUGGAAAAAGCUGGAUUCCUUAGAGAGGGUGUCCUCAGAAAGUUCACUUAUCUUAAAGGGGUUGUUAAGGAUCUUGUACUGUUUAGUUUUUUGUCAACUGAUGAAAUUAGUUCCGAAAAUAUUUGACCUUGUUUUAGUGCAAAUGAUGUAAAAUUUAUUGCAAUAUAUUUCUGCACCUAUCUACUGUAAAGAAUGUUUAAUCGUUUCCACUAAAUGAAUUCAGACAACUAUUCUCGUUUUGAAGUUUAGAUUGAUUCCUUCAUCAGAAGGUGUUG